Messenger RNA from Sus scrofa (pig), 7851 nucleotides. RefSeq names its product ubiquitin specific peptidase 39 (gene USP39). NCBI's taxonomy places the organism in Eukaryota, Metazoa, Chordata, Mammalia, Artiodactyla, Suidae. The record is from RefSeq and is a predicted model, not a curated record. Gene Ontology annotation, biological process: spliceosomal complex assembly; mRNA processing; protein deubiquitination. Gene Ontology annotation, molecular function: zinc ion binding; cysteine-type deubiquitinase activity.
GUGGAGUGGUGCUGGGAAUGGGACGUGCGCGACUUCCAUUCCCCCGGCGGGGCCUUGCCUUUUUUGUGACGUUAUCAAUAAGAAAGCAGGAUUUAGGCUUACUGCUGAUGCACCAGAAAAUUCAGAAAAAUACAAAGCACCCAUCACAGCACUCCGUGAUUUGUGUGGAGCCUUCUCGUCUUUUUUUCCCGUGAUGAGAUGCUGCGAAAACUCCAUCAUCAGCUGCGUGAUCGUCUCAUCUUACUCGUGAUCUGCGAGGUCGUGAGGAGGCCAGUGCCCGGAAGGGCAAACUGCGGCGCCCCCGUUGCUCAGCCCACCCCCCUGCCCGCACCGGGCCCCUCGGCCCCUUCGCCACCGGUGGCGGGGAUGCCCCCUUCCAGCCCACCCAGCGCCCACUGGUCUGACGUCUUAACUCUCUCCGUGAGAGGAUCUAGAGCUUUUCAGGGGUCUGAGCCUGUGUCAUUUUUGAAUCCUCUUUAAAAAGAGACAAAAGAUUAGAACAGGGAUGGAUUGAUACAUCCACACGAUGGAAUAUCGCUGAGCAGUCAAAAAUAACGAGCUGUUACACAUUCAACAGCGUGGAUGAAUCUCAAAAUAAAUAUGCGAGUGAACGAGGCCAGGGGUAAAAAGACUGGUUCUGUGUUUCCAUUUAGAUAAACUCUAGAAAGUGCACUGAUCUGGAGCUCCCUUGUGGCUCAGUGGGUUAAGGAUCUGGCAUUGUUACCACAGCUGCUCUGGUCGCUAAUGUGUAGGGGGUUCCAUUUAUGGCCUGGGAACUUCCAUAUGCCAGAGCUGGCCAACAACAAGGACAAAAACAAAAACAGAAAGUGAGUGCACUGAAAGCACGUCAAUGGUGGGGGCAGAACACUUGGUGGCUGGUGGUUAAGUUCAUUAUCUCUUUGGUUUUGGACUGUAUAUGUACCUCCAUUGAUAUUCAAGCAGACUAACUUAUGUAUUUAUUUUUUUUCUGCUGCACCUGCAGCAUAUGGAAGUUCCAUAUGCACGUCAAAUUGGAGCUGCAGCUGCCAGCCCAUGCAACAUCCACACCGAUCCUCCACACAUCAUCUGUGACCUACAACUCAGCUUGGGACAACGCUGUAUCCUUAACCCACUGAGGGAGGCCAGGGAUCAAGUCUGCAUCCUCACGGACAGUGUCGGGUUCUUAGCCUGCUAAACCACACCCGGAAUUCCAAAUUGCACACUCGUUUCAUUUGUCUUUUUUAUUUUAUUUUAUUUUUUAUUUAUUUAUUUUUUUCCAUUUCUUGGGCCGAUCCUGCUGCAUAUGGAGGUUCCCACUAGGGGUCGAAUUGGAGCUGCAGCUGCCGGCCUACGCCAGAGCCACAGCAACGCGGGAUCCAAGCUGCAUCUGCGGCCCACACCACAGCUCACGGCAACACCGGAUCCUUAACCCACUGAACAAGGCCAGGGAUCGAACCCACAACCUCAUGGUUCCUGGUCGUAUUCGUUAACCACUGAGCCCGGACGGGAACCCCUUGUCUUUUUAGGGCUGCACACGCAGUACAUGGAGGCUCCCAGGAUAGGGGUCAAAUGGGAGCUGUAGCCGUCGGCCUUCACCACAGCCACAGCAACGAGGGAUCCGAGCAGUGUCUGCGACCUACACCACAGCUCAGGGCAACGCCGGAUCCUUAACCCGCUAAGCAAAGCCAGGGAUCGAACCCCCGUCCUCAUGGAUGCUAGUCGGGUUCGUUAACCGCUGAGCCACACGGGAACUUCCCAAAUUACACAUUUCAAACGUGCAAUUUAUUGAAGGUCAGUCACAACUCAGUAGAACUAUAUAAACAAAGUAGUUCGUGGUCGCGGAAGGGGUCGUGGAAGUCUCAGGCCUUGAAGCUUGAGCUUUAUCAGCGUCACUUGUCUCCCUCAUCUCAUCGUCGUUUGCAUUUUCCUGUGAUACCAAAAACAAUCCUCUAAAUGUGGAAUUAGAGCCUCGGGGUCGCUCCACUGUAUCCUGGUUCGGUGUCAGUCUCUGAGACACGGAAACUGGAGACGACCUUCCAAUUCUGGUUGCAGGGCACAAAGUAUCUUGAAGAAGCCUGGGGCCCAAUGACAGCUUCCGGAAAUUCCGCAGCUAGUAAAAAGUUCUUGUCUUUUUUAGAGAAAUCAUGGGUAAAGUGGCCGUAGCUCUCCGGCCCCCGGCCCCCGUCUGUCUCUGGGAGGGCCACAGCACCCCCCAAACUCACAAGAGGCGCAGUACUUCUUUGCGGCGUAAUUUGUCCCUAUCGGCGAGUCGUAGAGUCUGUAAACAGCGCCGUUUCUGAUUGGCUGCUUGCCCCGCGCUCCGUCUCGCUCGGAGUCUGCGCCGGGCAACUGGGCCGGUAGUGGCGAUGUCCGGCCGGUCCAAACGGGAGUCUCGUGGUUCGACCCGCGGGAAGCGCGAGUCCGAGUCGCGGAGCAGCUCGGCUCGCGUCAAGCGGGAGCGAGAUCGGGAGCGGGAAACCGAGGCGCCGAGCUCCCGGAGCAGCCCGGUGCGCGUGAAGCGGGAGGUUGAGCCGGCGAGCGCGCGCGAGGCCCCGGCUCCAGUAAUCCCAGCCGUGAGAGUGAAGCGGGAGCGCGAUGUCGACGAGGACUCGGAGCCUGAGCGGGAGGUGCGAGCAAAGAAUGGCCGCUUGGAUUCUGAGGACCAGAGGAGCCGCCACUGCCCAUACCUGGAUACCAUUAACAGGAGUGUGCUGGACUUUGACUUUGAAAAACUGUGUUCCAUCUCUCUGUCACAUAUCAAUGCCUAUGCCUGUCUGGUGUGUGGCAAGUACUUUCAAGGUCGGGGUUUGAAGUCUCACGCCUACAUUCACAGCGUCCAGUUUAGUCACCAUGUCUUCCUCAACCUCCACACCCUCAAGUUUUACUGCCUCCCGGACAACUAUGAGAUCAUUGAUUCCUCGCUGGAGGAUAUCACGUAUGUGUUGAAGCCCACUUUCACAAAGCAGCAGAUUGCUAACUUGGAGAAGCAAGUCAAGUUUUCCCGGGCAUAUGAUGGCACCACUUACCUGCCAGGUAUCGUGGGCCUGAAUAACAUAAAGGCCAACGACUAUGCCAACGCUGUCCUUCAGGCUCUGUCUAAUGUUCCUCCUCUCCGGAACUACUUCCUGGAAGAAGACAAUUAUAAGAACAUCAAGCGUCCUCCUGGGGAUAUCAUGUUCUUGUUGGUCCAGCGUUUUGGAGAGCUGAUGAGAAAACUCUGGAACCCUCGAAAUUUCAAGGCACAUGUCUCUCCCCAUGAGAUGCUUCAGGCUGUUGUCCUUUGCAGCAAGAAGACUUUUCAGAUCACCAAGCAGGGGGAUGGAGUUGACUUUCUGUCCUGGUUUUUGAAUGCUUUACACUCAGCGCUGGGGGGCACAAAGAAGAAGAAGAAGACUAUAGUGACUGACGUCUUCCAGGGAUCCAUGAGGAUCUUCACUAAAAAGCUUCCUCAUCCCGACUUGCCAGCAGAAGAAAAAGAGCAGCUGCUUCACAAUGAUGAGUACCAGGAGACGAUGGUGGAGUCCACUUUUAUGUACCUGACGCUGGACCUCCCUACCGCCCCCCUGUACAAGGACGAGAAGGAGCAGCUCAUUAUCCCCCAAGUGCCCCUCUUCAACAUCCUGGCCAAGUUCAACGGCAUCACUGAGAAGGAAUAUAAGACUUACAAGGAGAACUUUCUGAAGCGCUUCCAGCUCACCAAGCUGCCUCCAUAUCUCAUCUUUUGUAUUAAGAGAUUCACUAAGAACAAUUUCUUUGUGGAGAAGAAUCCAACUAUUGUCAACUUUCCUAUUACGAAUGUGGAUCUGAGAGAAUACUUGUCAGAAGAGGUGCAGGCAGUGCACAAGAACACCACCUAUGACCUCAUUGCCAACAUUGUGCACGACGGCAAGCCCUCUGAGGGCUCCUACCGGAUCCACGUGCUUCAUCACGGGACAGGCAAAUGGUAUGAAUUACAAGACCUCCAGGUGACGGACAUCCUUCCCCAGAUGAUCACACUGUCAGAGGCUUACAUCCAGAUUUGGAAGAGGCGAGAUAAUGAUGAAACCAACCAGCAGGGGGCGUGAGGAGGCAUUGAGAACUUUGCUUUUUUCCCUGGGGCUUUGGCUGAAGAUGUAAAUGAGAAGACUGAACCCAGGUUGAGGGCAUGUCCCUUGAGCCAGGCCCGCUUUCUGUGCUCUGGUUCAUACCAGAGCCUCAGGGCUUCGUCUGCCUAGGAUGGCCCUGGGCUGUCACCCAGCUGUUCUUUGAUCAGUUUAUUGGCGCUGGAGGCCCCUUCCUCCUUCCUGUCUGGCUCCCCUCUAGCAGGGCCAAACUCUUUUACAGAUGUAUGUAAUUUAUUUCUGAGUAGCAGAGAGUAGCUGAAGGACAAGAUAGUUUUCUUCUAAGCAUCAAAGCUUCAGAAUCCUAGAAAUAAGAGCUUGAAGCCAGUAACACUCUUCUUCCAUAGUAGAUAAAUAGUUUUCCUGGGGUCCUCUUCAUUUCCUGAUGUGUGUUUUGGGAUGAAUGAAAUAUUUUCUCAUUUUUAAAACAGUCUCUUGUUUUAUAUCCUCCCUGUUAGGCUGCCUAAUGGAGAAGAUUUUUUUUUUAUUUUUUAUUUAUUUUAUUUUUUUUUUAGGGCCACAGUUGAGCCAUGGAAGUUCCCAGGCUAGGGAUUGAAUUGGAGCCGCAGCUGCUGGCCUGUGUCAUAGCUCAUGGCAAUGUCGGAUCCUCAACCCACUGAGCGAGGGGCCAGGGAUCGAACCUGAGUCCUCAUCGAUACUAGUUGUGUUUGUUACUACUGGGCCAUAAUGGCAACUCUAGGAGUGGACUUUUUCAGAAAACUCCUUACAGACUGUCUACCCUGUAGUCUGUCAUCUGGUGAAUGUUAUGGUCUCUUCCUCUCAGUGGUUAGGAAGCAGUUGUCUCUAAGUCACAAAGUCUCUGACUAAAAGAGAAAUUAUUGCUGGGCUUAACUGGAGUCAGGAGGUGGGCGGUUUCAGCCUGCAGUGCAGGGGUGUGUGAGAAGAGCCUCUGACUGUGUGCAACUCAGAGAACAUCUCAGCUGGGCCAGUGGGGAGCCCGGAGCAAAGGUUGCCUGUCAGAAGGUUCUAGCACAUGUGAUUUUGGACAAGCUCAGUCAUCGAUUAGGAGCUGCCUCGAGGGGAGUAUGGCCUUGGGCUGGGCACUGUGGCAGGUCUGAGGACAUGGCCAUUGGUGGAAGUCAGUCAACUGCAGCAAGUUCUCUUAAGGGGAGGAAGGAACCAUGCAUCCCUGGCUGCCACCCUUUGCUUCUGGGAUGCAGUACAGUGGUCCCUAGGUAUCCUAGUUGUUCUAGGACCCUGCGUACACCAAAUUCUGAGGAUGCUCAAGUCCCCUGUAUAAAAUGGUCUAGUGAUGGCGCAUAACCUACACAUAGCUCCCUAUCUACUUUAAAUCAUCUCUAGGUUACUCGUAUGCCUAGUAUAAUGUAAAUUAAAUAGUUUCCAGUCAUGUGAUAAAUUCAAGUGUUGCUUUUUGGAAUUUCCUGGAAUUUUUUUUUCCUGCAUAUUUUCGAGCCUAGGCUGGUUGACUCUGCAGAUACAGAACCUGCAGCUAUGGAGGGCCCCGUGUUCAUCUUCUUUUCCUCUGCCUCUUAUCAGCUUCAGCAUUUCCUCUGCAGGCUCAUCUUCUUCUGUCCAGGCGUUAAAACUUGGGAUUCCUUGGGAGUUCUUGCUGCGGUGAGCGGGUUAAUGACCCAGCUUGUCUCUGGAGGUGCAGUGGGUUAAGGAUCCUGCAUUGGCUGCAGCUCUGGUUCAGAAUUGAUCCUUGGCUCAGGAACUUCCACCUGCUGCGAGUACACCUAAAAUAAGCUGGAUAUUUUUCUAGGGUCACCCUACCCGCACCACUUCCCUUUGUCUAAUCUGUUACUGAGGCCUGUCUUUUACUUUCUGAGUAAAUCUUUCUGCUGCUUUUCAUUCUCUGCCACUGUCUAGUCCAGCCUAGUACCAGCUUAAUCCAGGUCCAAUCAAGAGAGAGGAACUGGAUUCGGGUUCAAUCCCUGGCCUAGCUCAGUGGCUUAAGGAUCCAGCGUUACUGUGAGCUGUGGUAUAGGUCGCAGACGUGGCUUGGACCCCACAUUGCUGUGACUGUGGUGUAGGUCAGCAGCUGCAGCUCCGGAUCGACCCCUAGCCUGGGAACUUCCAUAUGCUGUGGGUGGAGCCCUAAAAAGACAAAAAGAGAAAACCUAUACAAAUAAUCUGAUCAGGAAAAGUUUGAUUUUAGCAGUUAAUAACUAUAAGAGGACUGGAAUAACCGGGAAUUGGUUAGUAAUGAGAGAAUAUAGGAAUAGCAGACACAAGGAACAACUGCCACCCCUACGGGUGACACAGAGCAUCCAAGGCAGAAAUCCAGACCCUGCUGAAACUCUGUUGCACUGGACCCUGUCAGAAACCUACUCUCUAGUGCAUUACGGAAGGCUGUUUACGGGGAGGCGUCUCAGUUUGUUACCAAAGUGCCUGGGAGCCGGGAACUGCCUGGUGAAGCUGCCGGGUGCUUGGUGGUGCUGCUGUGCACUGCAGGAGCCAGGCACUGGAAAAUCUUCGAGCACAGCAGGAGCCUGAUGCUGAAGAAGCUGCACUCAGUGCUUUUAAGGGAGCACACAGGAACCGGGAAGCAAAGCCCUGUCUUCUGUGGUUUGUCUCCACUACUGUUUUCUAGCAAAGCUUCAAUGUAGCUGAAAAGGAAAAGUCUAACGGGCUCAAAGCCAUUUUCACAGAACAGGCAAGAAGGGUGCCAGUGAAUUUGGAGCUGAGGGCACUAAAUUGAUAACCUGCCCAGCCCCCUUUUGAUGACUCAGCUGCAACAACCACAGUAAAAAAGACAAAAAGAACAGUUGCCCUUCCUGCAAGAGAACAGUUUUCAACCUUUUUCAAAAUGAGAUGCACAGUCCCAAGAGUCAUGCCUCCAUUGAUAGUUUUAUAUAUUACUCUUGAGAUCCAGUUAGUCUCACUGAAUCUUACAACUUAAAAACUAGGUUGUAAACUUCCAGCAAGUUAACUUAAAAGCAGGAAGAAAAAAAAACAUUUACAAAUUGUUGUGUACACGUAACAGGCAAAUAGAAAAUGAGCAAAGCAACUUAAAGAGUCCUCACUUCUGGGAGUUCCCAUCGUAGUACAGCAGAAACAAACCCAACUAGUAUCCAUGAGGAUGCAGGUUUGAUCCCUGGCCUCGCUUGGUGGGUUAAGGAUCCGGCGUUACCAUAAGAUGCGGUGUAGGUCACAGAUAUGGCUUGGUUCCCGUGUUGCUCUGGCUGUGGCAUAGGCCGGCAGGUAUAGCUCUGAUUCGACCCCUGGCCUGGAACCUCCAUAUGCCAGGUGCAGCCCUGAAAAAAAAAAAGAGUCCUCACUUCUGUACCUGGUCAUCACAUUGCGAUUGAAGCUGUGUGAAGCUUCUUCCACUAUCCCUCCAUGUUUUCUCUGCCCUUAGCUCAAACCACAGCUAUUCAGGGUUCUUUACCUGGUACAGUGGCCCAAAUCUUCAGUCCCUGAGAGCCUGGCUUUUUAAUCAUCUUCCCCUCCCCCUGGGUGCUAUAGUUUUCCAUUAACCUUUGCUGUUGGACAUAGUUCAUUUCGCCUCCAUCGUGUGGAAGCCAGCACCCUUUCUCUCUGAUCAUCAGGGUCAGUCACUCAGACAGAUUACACUCCCCUCCCCUGCUCCCCCACUGCCCUCCCCCCCAUUGGUUCACUAGCAUAAGAGCCCAGAAUGUCCAGGUGGUAGUCUUAUCUUCCAAAUAGUGCAAACAUUCCUUCCUUGGGAACUAAGAUCGCCAAGCCAGCGGGGCUUAAAGUUUCGGGGACAGGAAGCAAAAAUUCUGCAAGAGGAUUACUAGGAUUAAUAAAGGCAACCCUCUGACAG